Acanthamoeba castellanii str. Neff is the source of this 1725-nucleotide messenger RNA. RefSeq lists its product as uncharacterized. NCBI's taxonomy places the organism in Eukaryota, Discosea, Longamoebia, Acanthamoebidae. The transcript is spliced from 5 exons. Bases 1 to 1725 code for a protein of 574 amino acids. The record is from RefSeq and is a predicted model, not a curated record.
AUGGGUGUGGAGCCUACUUCGGAACCGAACCCGUCGCCUUCAUCCUCUGCGCGGACACCUCGCCGGGAGAAUGGUGAAGACGAGCUACAGGGAGCAACGGACUUGGUGAAGGAGACUCAUCCACCACAUAGCACCGCCGCAAAUGCUCCCGGGCAGCAGCCAGCGGGCGAACAGGAGGACCCAGCGAACGAGGCAUCGGACGCCUCACUUCUCGUAUUCGACUUUGGCGCGCCUUCCAAACCCACCGCACGGCCCGGCCGGCGCCUCCUCGCUGCCCGUGCUCAGAAAAAGCAGGACGAAGCCGCUCGCGUCGCUGCGGCCCAGCCCUCGGCAUCGAGUACUCCUCUUACUCCUACUCCUACUCCUACUCCUACUAGCACGGUGGACCUCCCCUCCACGCACGCCCUCUCGGACGAUGGUGUCAGCAGCAGCGGCACUGGAAGCGACAAAGAGAGCAGCUCCUUCCGGACCCAGCCUCUUCAUCCUACUCCCAUCGAGACGCACCCCAAGCAGCUCUUAAGUGCGGAGGAAGACUCGACUCUGGAGCCUAAGGCGCCCGCACCCGCUGCAACCAUCGCUGUCGAGCACAACACCGACCGCCCGAUCGAUAAUGCGGGCGCCUUUGUGCCCUCGGCCGUCCACGUUUCUAGCCCGCCGAGUUCUGAGCCGGAGGAGCGCGGGCUUUUGACAUCGGGCCACGUGGCGUCCGCAUUUGACAUGCACGGCGGAGCCCUUGUUGCGGCGAGUGUCCAUGAUACGCAUCCCCUGCCAACCCUCGGAGAUGUGGUGGAUGACGCAUUCGACCUGGACCUCUCCAUGUGCGAGGACACUCUGCCUGCAGCGCCGUCGCCCGAAGAGAAUCGCCAGGCCAGCAUGGUGGCGCCACCAUCUCCUCGGGAGGGCACGGAGAGCCGGGGCGGCGAAGCAGCAGCUCCCCUCCUCCUCCAAGCACAGCAGGCCAGGGAAUGGGAACUACGCUACCGUGAGGAGCACACGAAGCUGGAGUCAGUGCAAGCGCUCUUGCGCGAAUACGAAAGGGAUCUCGAGCUCGUGCUGCGCCAGCACGAGCAGUUUGAGCACGAGCAGCGACUCCGCCUCCAAGGCGAGAUGGAGCUGGGCGAGUUGAAGGCGGAGCUGGAGGGCAUCACCGAUUCGUUUGCGGACAUCAAGCGGCGGUACGACGAAGCCAAGAACCUCAACGAAAGCUUGCGAAAGAACGAAGGCACGCUGGUGGAGGCUCUGCACAAAGCCGAGGAAGCUCGCGAUGAGGCCGAGGCCCGCUUCGAGGCCCUGCGCGCGCACGCCGAGGAGAAGCUCGCCAUCGCGGCGUCGGAAGUACAGAAGGUCUCCGAGGCGAGCCUGCAGGCUGAGUCGUCCCGACAGGCGUUGGACGCCGCUCUCGAGGAACAGAGCAAGCUCGCUGCGUUCUGGCAGGCGCGCGCCCUCAUCGCCGAAGCUAAGCUGCCCGGGCUCACCCAGGCCAUCGCCUCCAAGGAGCGGGAGAACCAGGAGCUGCUCGCCAUCUGCGACCAGCUCGUCGCCUCCCUCCAGCCCCUCGGAGGAGAGGGUGGCAGCAGCAGCGGCGGCGGUGCCACCGCAGUGGUGGCGGCACCUCCCCCCCACAGCAGCUUCGAAGCCUCUCCCCACCACCCGACGCCCACCCCUGCAGGGGGAGGAAGGUCCGAGGAUGACCCUAGCCCGUCAUCGUCGUCUCUUCUCGCCUGA